AUGGUGUCGCUGCUCCCGCCUCAGUCUGACGUCACGCUGCCAGGCCCCACCAGACUGGAGGCCGAGCCCCAAGGGGACCUCAUGCAGGCACCAGGCCUCCCAGGCUCCCCUGCUUCACAGAGUAAGCACGCCGGUUUCAGCUGCUCAUCCUUUGUGCCUGAUGGCCCUGCAGAGAGGGCACCCUCAUUGCCCCCACACAGCCCCAGCGUCGCGUCACCAGGCCCCGAGCAAGUGCAGGGCCACUGCCCAGCCGGCCCCAGCCUGGGUGCCUUCCAGCUCUCAUCCUCAGACAAGUACCCCAGUGGCUUCAGCUUUGAAGAGGGCCCAGGAGGCAGCCCCGGACGCUUCCUCAAGGGCAGCCAUGUGCCUUUCCACCCUUACAAACGGCAUUUCCAUGAGGACGUCUUCCCUGAGGCCCAGACUGCCCUGGCCCUCGAUGGACACUCCUUUAAGACCCCGGGACCACUGGAGACCUUCGAGGAGAUCCCCGUGGAUGUGGGGGAUGCUGAGGGUUUCCUACCUGGCUUCUCAACAGAGGCCUGGUGCAAUGGGCUUCCUUACCCCAGCCAGGAGCAAGGCCCCCAAGUCCUGGGGUCGGAGGUCAAGGUCAAGCCCCCAGCUCUGGAGAGUGGUCCUGGGAUGUACUGCUACCAGCCCCCCUUGCAGCACAUGUACUGCCCCUCCCAGCCCCCCUUCCACCAGUACUCACCAGGUGGUGGCAGCUACACUGUACCCUACCUGGGCUCCUCGCAUUACCCAUACCAGCGGAUUGCACCCCAGGCCAGCACUGAUGGGCACCAGCCUCUCUUCCCAAAACCCAUCUACUCCUACAGCAUCCUCAUCUUCAUGGCCCUUAAGAACAGUAAAACUGGGAGCCUUCCUGUCAGCGAGAUCUACAACUUUAUGACGGAACACUUUCCUUACUUCAAGACGGCGCCUGAUGGCUGGAAGAAUUCUGUUCGCCACAACCUGUCUCUGAACAAGUGCUUCGAGAAGGUGGAGAACAAAUCGGGAAGUUCCUCUCGAAAAGGCUGCCUGUGGGCCCUCAAUCCAGCCAAGAUUGAUAAGAUGCAGGAGGAGCUGCAGAAGUGGAAGAGGAAAGACCCCAUUGCUGUGCGCAAAAGCAUGGCCAAGCCAGAAGAGCUGGACAGCCUCAUUGGAGACAAGAGGGAGAAGCUGGGCUCCCCGCUGCUGGGCUGCCCACCCCCUGGGCUGGCAGGCUCAGGCCCUAUCCGGCCCCUGGCACCCCCAGCUGGGCUCUCCCAGCCACUGCACCCACUGCACCCCACGGCAGGCCCUAUUCCUGGCAAGAACCCCCUGCAGAACCUAUUCGGGGGACACGUACCCUCCUGCUAUGGGCAGACAUACUCACACCUCUCAACGGGCCUGGCCCCUCCAGGGCCCCCGCAGCCUUUGUUCCCGCAGCCAGAUGGGCACCUUGAGCUGCGGGCCCAGCCAGGCACCCCCCAGGACUCACCUCUGCCUGCCCACACCCCACCCAGCCAUAGCGCCAAGCUGCUGGCUGAGCCUUCCCCUGCCAGGACCGUGCAUGACACCCUGCUGCCAGACGGAGACCUUGGCACUGACCUGGAUGCUAUCAACCCCUCUCUCACCGACUUUGACUUCCAGGGAAAUCUGUGGGAACAGCUGAAGGAUGACAGCUUGGCCCUGGACCCCCUGGUACUGGUGACCUCGUCCCCGACAUCAUCUUCCAUACCACCACCCCCGCCACCACCCCAUUGCUUCCCCUCUGGGCCCUGCCUGGCAGAGACAGGCAGUGGAGCGGGUGAGCUCGCACCAGCAGACAGCGGGGAUUCUGGGGCACUGGGUGACCUGCACCUCACCACCCUCUACUCGGCCUUCAUGGAGCUGGAGCCCACGCCCCCCACAGCCCCUGCUGGCUCCUCUGUGUACCUCAGCCCCAGCUCCAAGCCCAUGGCCCUGGCAUGA
This is a messenger RNA of Loxodonta africana (African savanna elephant), 1950 nucleotides long. It is a transcript of the gene FOXN1, whose product is annotated as forkhead box N1. Lineage: Eukaryota; Metazoa; Chordata; Mammalia; Proboscidea; Elephantidae. The transcript is spliced from 8 exons. Gene Ontology annotation, biological process: regulation of transcription by RNA polymerase II. Bases 1 to 1950 code for a protein of 649 amino acids. The record is from RefSeq and is a predicted model, not a curated record. Gene Ontology annotation, molecular function: transcription cis-regulatory region binding; DNA-binding transcription factor activity, RNA polymerase II-specific.